GAUUAGAAAGACCCCUGAGCCUCUGUCCCCUAGACCUGCCUUCCUUGAUUCUCAUGGUCCCCAUGGAGCAGGGUCAGCCCCUACUGGGACUUCCAGCAGGCUGGGAGGAGCUGUGGGAUUGGCCAGGUCAGCCUGCCUUCCUUCCCUGCUGGGAGCUCCCAGAACCACCCCUGGGCUGCCCAGGAAGCAAUAGUGGUGAAAAGCAGAUCUCUGAGGGCCCAGCCUCACACUCUAGACAGCAGGGUCCAUUGCCGAGGACCCUGAGCCCACUUCAAGACAGACGGACCACAGCACAACUAAGUGAUGCUCCGUGACCAGUUAACCAUGCUGCUGGGUCUGCUCAGUGGGGUGUGGCUACCCACAGGCUCAGGAAGGCCUGGACCCCCAUCUAUCCCUGCUCAGGCCUGGGCUGCUGCCAAUCAGAGCUGGAUUCUGGAUCCUCUGGUACCAGCCUCUGCCUUGGGUAGCUGGAAGGUCUUCCUGAGCCUGCAAGACAAACAGCAGGGUACAGGUGGGCUGCAGGGAGGGCAGAGAGUGGCUGCUGGCAUGUCUUUGCCCUUGGCUCCCCAAGAAGCGCUCCAGGAGACUUGUAAGGCUGUGGCUUUUACUCAGGUGCUUUCCAGGCCUGGUUGCACAGCCGUCAGGGUCCUUAAUCAUCUUUGUUUCGGCCACUGUUCCUCCUUCUAUAUUCCCAGCUCGGAUCUCACCCCUGUAGUCCUCUGCAACAGCUGUGUGCCCGCUCAAAAGCGCCGGACAUCGGUGGUGCUGUGGUGCAGAGCUGGCCAUGUAGCCUCCCCUCGGCGAGUGAGGAUGUCGGUCUCCCUGGUGCAGAAGUGUCAGUGCCGUCCGAAGCUGUGAGCUGAGCAUCGAGGACGACUGCACAGCGCAUGAACCUUGAGAAGAAGCAGAAGAUGUGGUAGAAAGACGUGACCUGAAUGAUGUACAUCAGGUCAAGAGAGCAGGGUAGGAAGGACAGAUGGACAGAUCCACAAGACCCUCAUCUUGCUCCUGGAACACAAGACAUGGUCUGCCAGUCGUGGGUUUAGACCACUAAUAGUCAUAGCAUGUGGGCUGGGGUGUAAGUCAGCGGGAGAGGA
Messenger RNA from Phodopus roborovskii (desert hamster), 1097 nucleotides. RefSeq names its product DAN domain BMP antagonist family member 5 (gene Dand5). The transcript has 2 exons. Gene Ontology annotation, biological process: signal transduction involved in regulation of gene expression; determination of heart left/right asymmetry. NCBI's taxonomy places the organism in Eukaryota, Metazoa, Chordata, Mammalia, Rodentia, Cricetidae. Gene Ontology annotation, molecular function: morphogen activity. The record is from RefSeq and is a predicted model, not a curated record. The coding region runs from base 304 to 858 and encodes 184 amino acids.